AAUGCCGUUCGCGGACUAAGUAGAGUUCUCGAUCAGCGUGGUGGUCAAACCGACCGGCCGGUGCGCAGGGAGCUAUGCGACCAGCUUAUACGGCUUUUUACCACUUCAAAUCGCGACAACCACAUUGACAGGGUUACACGGUGAUUUGAAUUGAAUUACUUGAAGAGAAUGCGAAGAGCAAGAAUUAGUAUUAAACCAAAUGUCAGGCCAGGAGGUCGAAGUGUGGCACCCGUAGCUGAGGACAGGAGCUCCCAAGGGUCCACAACUGUUGAUGACACCCAUCAAAAGCUGUCAUCUCCUCCACAGUCUCAGGUGGAAGGCAAAGAGUCUGCUGUGGCAACAGGAGAUGGAAAUGUGCCCGGCUCUCCAUCAGAGAAAGCAUCACUGAACAUUAAUGAUGGAGCGCCAUCUAGUGUCAGCACACCUGCAACUACAGUACUUCAGAAGAGGAGCAGGUUCUCUGCCACACCAAACCUGGCCAGACCCAAAGUCCGUUCUGCUCCUCCAUCCACUGGUUCUCUUCCAUCAGAGCCAUCCAAGAUAUCAUCCCCUUUUCAGGCAGCCGAUUCUUUAACUCAGUCCCCUAUCCCAGUUGCUAUCAGCAGAGAUGAUUCACAACAAUCUACAUUCACAGAUGCCGCUACAGCAGCUAACUGCCCUGCAUCCUCACUGUGUCUUCCAUCCACAUCUGGCUGUCCAGAAUCACCAUCAUCAACACCGUCACAACAAGAGCCUUGUAGAACUACCAAAAAAAUCCCAAAUGAGGAUUUCGGGCCUCAAGAAGGAGCCACUCCAAUUUCAUGCACACUCUCAUCGUAUGUCAAACUGACUCGUGUUGAUGGACCAGACUCUCCUCUCAGGAACCAAAUUUCUUCAGACAAGCAGCAGGUCUUGAGGACCCUCAAACUGAAAGAACUGAUGAAGCUGGAGAGGAAGAAAGAAAGAAUGGAGAAGAAGAGUAGACAGCAUAAACGUGAGCAUUGCAUUGAGCCAGAUCGUGACAAAAUGACCUUAGCUGACUUCAUUUAUUACCUGCCAGAGUCAAACCCUAUGAAGUCCUCCCUUUCCACAGAGGAGACUCAAACACAGAUCACUGCUCCCCCAAAUCCCACGGUGCAGAAAAAUAUGGCAGACGCAGACGAGGGGGAGGAGGAGGAAGAUGAUGAUGAUGAUGAUGAUGUUGAUGCUGAUGAGGAACUGCUUGCUCCCAAAGUCAAGGUGGCAGAAGAUGGCUCACUGAUUUUAGAUGAAGAAAGUUUGACAGUCCGCGUUCAAAGGACAUCGGAUACAGUUGUGGAGAAUGCAAAUCCACUGUUUGAGCGAGGCUCUACCACAACAUACACAAGUUUCAGGAAAAAAUGGCAUGUGAAAAAUUGGUCUGUCAGAGAAACGGAUAUGUUCUAUUUGGCCAUUAGUAUGGUGGGAACAGACUUCUCCAUGAUUGCUCAGCUGUUGACUCACCGUAGCAGAGCAGAAAUUAAGAAUAAAUUUAGGAAUGAGGAGAGAGCGAAUUCAUGGCGAGUAGAUAAAGCUUUCAGAAAUAAGCGACCAUAUGACAGCAAGCUUUUCAGUUUCCUGCUGAAGAGGGUCUUGGCUAAAGACAAACAAAAGGGCAAAUCCAUAAAACAGGUUGUGAAAUCAAAGAAAAGCAAAGGUGGUGAAAAAUCCAAACACCUUGAGGACAAAGACUCAAUUAAUGAUGAUGAAGAUGAUGAAUUGUGCAGUGUGGACAGUGUCUGUUUUGAUUUAGAAAAGGAGAAUGAGGACAGCAGUAAUAUGAAUGAAGCAGAUGUGUCAUCAAGUACAAGCAAGAAGCGUAAACGCACAAAAGACACUGAGCCAAAAGUGUUAUGUGAGAAAGUGUCCAAGCAAAGGAAGAAAAACAAGACACCGAAAAAAGUGCUGAAUGAAGGAGAAAAUGGCACAGGGAAUGCUGACCAUAACGAGGAAUCUGCCAUCCAAACUACAAAACGGAAACGCUCUAAAAAGUGCGAGAAGGAAGAACAGGAACCUACAAAAUGUAAUUGGAAGUCUAAAAAGAGCAAAACAUCACAGCAAGAGUGUACUGGAUCUGAGCUGUGUGCUGACUGUAGUGAAGUCCCCAGUGCUGAAGAUGAUCAAGGGGAGAAGCUCUGUGCAGAGAGAGCAACUAAGGAAGAGGUUUCACAUAGCUCCUCCAAACAUUCAAAAAGGGCCAAUUUCGCAAAAAGAAAAUCCAAAAAACGUUCAGAGCCAAAAGCAACAGUCGAGAUUGAGGAUACAGCAGAAGAAUGUCAAGAUAAGAGCUGCAGCGAAGUAGAGAAUGAGUUGAGGAUCAUCCGUCUUGCAAAAGAACAGCUCCAGAAUCAGCCAAUAGUUGUUCUGCAAAGGACUCCUCUGAGGCUAAAAGAUUCACACAGCUCAUCUGUAAGCCAAGACCAACUACAGUCCUCCAAGAGCCUGCAGCAUUCUCCUGGACGGCAGAUGAGAGCGGAAAAGGUCAAAUGCAAUCUGACUGCUUCUGGUGAUGGUAGUGAAGUCUCGACAGCAGUCCCUGGUGUUAAAGAGGAUCAGGGUGUGAAGCUCGUUCCAGAGAGCUCAGCUAAGGAGGAGAUUUCACAAAGCUCCCUCAAACGUCCUCCUGGGCAGCAGACGAGAGCAGACAAGGUCAAGCACAAUCUGACUGCUUCAGAAGGGGAUCAGAUAGACCAAUGUCAUACUGGCUCACAUCCAUCACCAGAGGACAUGAGCAGCACUAUCAUGCCGAAUCAACUGAGUGUCCAGGACUCUAAAGAGAUGGAGGCUGAUCAACGCAUGGAGGAGGAUUUAAAUUUACAUCAUUUAGAGUUUCUAACUCCAUCUGAAAUAAAUGGUCAGAAAUCACUGAGAAGAGCAGUUGUGUUGGUGUCUAAUGACGUAGUGAAGCACUACCUCAGGAUUCAAGCACAAACCACAGCAGAGGAAUCAACAACCUCUGAGAGUCAGCGGGAUACGGCACCUGCCAGAGGCCAUCAUGUGGGACAGCAUAGGGAUGGUCUUGAUGAACUCGGCUCCUCUAGUGAUGUUCUAGAAGAGAGGAUCUCUCAAGAUCAAGAUGUGAAGGAAACCGACACUGCCUGCGUUUCCGCCCAACUAAGCAUCGCUGAAAAAAGGAGAAGGUUUUCCAAGAUCAAACCCAGUCGGAGCCUGGCAGCACAGUCCAUCCACAGACCUCUGAAUGAAAAGACCCCGUCUGUCAAACGUGACUCAACGCUGCUGCAAUGUAGCAGUCCUGUGGAAGUCCAAGUGAAGAUGGCUCAAAACAAAUGUCUUGUUGAAGAGCACAGGGACUGUCCUGAGGAAGAGCUUACAUGUGGAGUUACUCCAGAAGUGAGCGGCCCUCAGGGUGUUAAGAAUGAUGACGCAGAAACCACAGUAGAUGGUAUUCCUUCCUUAACAUCAGCUGUGAGUAAAACAGAGGAGCAGGAGAUCGACCCCUUCCUUGAGAAGUCUCUGGUUCCUGACACCAAACCGUCAGACAAAGAUGAGCCUGAAAGAAGAGGUGAAUUUAAAAGGUCUCCAUCUCGGCUGUCUGAGAAUGAAGAUCGAAUUACUGAUCGGGAGGAACAGGAUUCAGAGGCUGUUGAGUCUGAAGUCACAGACACUAUGAUUGAGGAACCUCAGACAGAGCUGAAGAGGAUUAUUCCAGUCAGCUGUUCUGCUGAUGGUUCCUCAGUUUAUGCUCAAGGCAGAAUUGCCCCAGAGAGACGCGGUCAGUUUGAUGAGCAAACACCCACCAACCUGGAAGGGGCAUCUCUGGUCAUGGUAAACCCUCAACAGACCUCAGAGCCUAAUGAAGAUCCUGCUGAGAAGGCUGAACAUAAGAGUCCUGUUAAAGCCAAGCAUAGUGAUUUGGAUCAUGACAAAGAGAAGAUCUCCAGAGAAGAUAAGCUUCUGUCAUCUGAAGGAAAUUCACAGGAACAUAAACAGGAUGAGGAUCUUCUGUCCCCUGUCCCAUUACUUGGCUUAAAACAAACUACAGCCGCAAAAGUUCUUGUGGGCGGCAUUGGUAAAGGAAACAAAGAACAAAAUGAGCCAGUUCUCAGUGAUCCUUCACCUGCACUAUUUGAAGCGGUUUCAUCUUUUUCUUAUCCUCCAAACGAACCUGCAAGCAACCUUUGUGAUAUGGACAUGAUGCAGUUUAGUGAGUCUGCAGCUGAAGACGUUCAAAUACCAUAUGAGCAGGAGUCAGAAAGUCAAGACGGCACAGAAGAGCCAUCAGAAGCUUCUGAGGAAUGCAGUGUCUCUCUAAAUGAAAAUGCAAAAUCUGAAAUUUCAGAUUCAGCUGGAGUGGAUACAUGUGCAAUUGAUAAACAUUCUGAGGAGGAACCCACAUUUAUUUUAACUCUAUAUGAGAUUCCAGUCUCUGGGCAGCAGGACACUCCUCCUUAUGAACUUCAGCCAGUCCAGACACCUUUGCUUUUCUCAAGCAGUUCACAUUCUCUUUCCUUCACAUUAGAGCCAUCCAGUGCAUCUCUGAACAUGGCGUCUGAAGAGACCGAUAAUCUAUGUAAAAGUAGUUCUCGCAAGGUGGUGGAUGACGCCCUGGAUCCUUUUUCAAAGGAAGCACUAUUGAUAUCCUCACUGGAAAGCAGUUGUGAUGAUGUGAACUCUAUAAUUAGUCCACCCGAGAUGUUCUCUUGUAAUUCUGCCACGUCGAUGCAUGUGCUGAAGUUGGAUGAGUUCCUGACAGAGUCCCCAGAAACUAAAGCAUCUUCUCAAAGGAGAUGCAAGAUUAAGGUCAAGCCAAAACUAAAGCCAUGUGUGAAGGUCAGGCCUUCAAAAAAUGGCCAGUUUGACUUUGUAUCCAGUCAGAAUCUACCAACAUCUCAAGCCACAGCACAAACUGAGAUUGAGCUCCAAAUACCUGAGGGCUUAUCUGUAUGUCUUACAGAGAGUGAGAAAUCUCUUCCUUCAGUUAUUGACCAAGAAGACCAAAUGGCAGAUAUUUCUAAAAAGCCUGAUACUUGCAGAGAGGCAUCAUGUGUGUCAUCAUCUGCAUCUCAAGAGAAGACUAUGCCCUUGAGGAGAGGCAAGUUGCAAGUGAAGUAUAAAAUCCCAAAAACAACAUCUACUGAAGACGAUUGCUCUCGACAGAAUCGAUCUGACUUUGGCUAUAAUGAUUCAGCCACAACUCAGAUCAUUUCACCAGAACCUCUGAUUAAAGAACAAACCAUUAAAGUGGAACAGAGAUCCGAGCAAGAAGAUUUCUCUGAUAUUCCAAUUGAGGAAUCAGAUGGAGUGCCUGCUGGGAUUGCUUCAUCCUCACAACCAUUCAACAUUGUAAAAUCAACAGCAUGCACUGAAUUGCAUCCAGUGGAACUGAAAAUAGAGGGUAGGCACGAGGAUGUGUCACACGUGGUGUUGCCUGAUAUAUUGGUGCCAGUUUCUGCUGAAAUGGAAAAUGGUGAUCAUAUGGCGAAUGCAAGUUCUGAACAACGCAGUCUGCAAUUGGGUGAAGAGAGCCAGCAGACUGUCGCUGCAGAAGCAGACCAGGAGGUGCAUUCGCAUGAGGUCGUUUCACACAUGCUGCUGACUGAUAUGUUGAUCCCCGUCUGUGAGAAAACAGAAGAUGAUUUAAGCAAAGAACGGACAACAGCUGGACAGAAAAGUCCUCAUGAGGAAGGAAGACCUCCGGUGAGAGAGGAUCCAGAUACAGCAGACCUGUUCAGUCAAGUGUCACAAUCAUCAAACGUGGGACCAUCAGUAUCACCCAAGAGGAAAAGACGCACUCAGAGGAAAGGCAAGUUAUUGGUAAAGAUGACGUUUCCCAAAAGAAAGACUAGAGAUUCCCCUAAGAGUGGUGAGCAAUCACACACCGGUCCUCUAUCAAUCUUAAUGUCGGAGUCAACACAAUGCAGUGCUGAGACAUGUGCUGACCUGUUGCCCACUGGCUCGGAGGACCAUGAGGAAGCAUCUGGAGGCACACUUUGUCCAAUGCCUAAACUGUCAAAAAGAAAAGAUGAUCCUCCAGAAAAUGACCUUGGUCAGCCCAGCUCUACACAGACCUCUUUAGCUACACACAGGCAGUCCCUGGACCCUCAAGCUGCGGAAUGGUCUCUCAGAAGCAAUAUGCUGCCCAUGGACUCGGAUGAGAUGGAGAACUGGUGUGAAGGAGUUUCCCACAUGUUGCUCUCAGAUGCAUUUGUGCCCGUUUCUGAAGAGACUGGAGAGAACAGCACAGAGCUAAAAGUGUUUAUCUUAAGCAGUCCUCAUAAGCAUGAGCAAAUCACGCUUGGUCCGACAAAGAGUGAGGAGACGCCCUCUGAAAUUUCAAGUGAUGUACACCAAUUAAACACGAAUUCUGACAUGACAAAGUCAAAUGAGAGUCUGCCAGCAUCACAAGCAAAAAAAUCACCAGCAAGAAGUACAUUUCAGAUGACACUAAGGUCACCUGAAAGAUGCCUUAAAGAUCAACCUUGUAUGCUGAAGUCAACCCAAGCUGCCCCGACAGCACCACAGCGAACUCCGACAUCAAAGGUGAAAGAGUCCAUGGGAACUCCAACAAGACGACAAACAAAAGAGAUCUCAAGUGCAUGCUGGGUACAGCUAGAAAGGUUAUCUGUAGAGGAAAUCUGCAGUGCUCAAAGUGUCCUGCAACCAAAGCAUCACAGCACACCUGUCACUGUAAAACCCACUUCUAGAGGAAGCUCUGGUUUAGGAUCACAUGCUGAUGAGGAGCCACCCAUGCUGCCAGGAUACUCGCCAAGGGUUGUCCUUCAUCGUAUACCAUUAACAGCUACUAAUGAGAAAAUUUCUAUGCCUACUUCGUCCCCACCUACAGUUUUCACCUCACCCCCCCGAACACAGGCAGAGCUUCAGUCUCUUCAAAACAGCCCUCCCGUCUCUAGUCUGGAUGCUGAUAAGAAUCCUGAUCAAGUGUCUCACUUCUUACUGGAUGACAUCUUCACUGAAGUUGUGGAUCCGGAUUGAUUUUUAUUUGGGUUGUUUUUGAUUAAAUUUCACUGCUGCUAUUCCAGUUUGUUGCACUAAAGUGGAUGAUGUGUAAAACUGUCACACUGCUGAUUUUAGACCUGUUAGUAGUUGUAAUGCAGUUUCUCUAAUUCAGUUUUGUUCAUUAAGGGAAAACUUAAUAUAUAUUGUAUACAUUUCUGUAAUGAGGCCUUUUUUUGGUGAU
Molecule: messenger RNA, 7156 nt
Organism: Carassius carassius (crucian carp)
Lineage: Eukaryota; Metazoa; Chordata; Actinopteri; Cypriniformes; Cyprinidae
Product: transcription factor TFIIIB component B'' homolog
Exons: 44
Coding region: 169-6951 (2260 amino acids)
Biological process (GO): RNA polymerase III preinitiation complex assembly
Cellular component (GO): transcription factor TFIIIB complex
Molecular function (GO): TFIIIC-class transcription factor complex binding
Source: RefSeq, a predicted model, not a curated record